This is a messenger RNA of Gavia stellata (red-throated loon), 2801 nucleotides long. It is a transcript of the gene HEATR3, whose product is annotated as HEAT repeat containing 3. The record is from RefSeq and is a predicted model, not a curated record. Gene Ontology annotation, biological process: protein import into nucleus; ribosomal large subunit biogenesis. Bases 1 to 2028 code for a protein of 675 amino acids. The transcript has 15 exons. Lineage: Eukaryota; Metazoa; Chordata; Aves; Gaviiformes; Gaviidae.
AUGGGGAAGAGCCGGGCGCGGCGGUUCCGCAGGGCCCCCUUCUCCCCCACCGGCCCCGAGCAGCGCCGCGACGGGGAGGGCAGCCCCGAGGAAGAGCCGGCCGCGGAGCUGCUGGAGAAGCUGCAGCAUCCAAGUGCUGAAGUGAGAGAGUAUGCCUGUGCCAGUAUUUCCAAGCUGUUGCAGCAGAAGCAUGUAAUCCCAGCCUUUCUGCAGAGAGACGUUGUCCGGUGUUUAGGACCGUUGUUGAUGGACCACAGUUUAGCUGUUCGCGAGACAGCUGCAGGUGCUCUCCGAAAUCUGAGUGCUUGUGGAGGAUUUGAAGUCUGUGAUGACAUGGUGACAAAAGACAUCAUGACACCCCUUGUCGCACUUCUGAAAGAGUGUAGCACUGGACUAGAUGCUAACCAGCUCUCUCCAAAGAAAUGCAGAGAGGUGAACAAAAAUUAUAUUGAAGACAUAGCCAAUGAGGCUAUUAAUUUGCUGUGGAAUGUAUGUGAAUGCAACAAUACCGCAGUAUCCAUAUUCAAUAAAGAAGGAUGUCUGGAGGAUGUGUUACAUUACAUGAAGAAAUUUUCCACGAAUGUGGAUCUGGCUAUAUCAGUAGCAAACUGCUUGCAGGCAGUGACGGAAGAUAAUCCAGAUAUUCUUUCUUCAUUCAAUGCUUCUGCACAACAAGUAUUGGAAACCGUGAUGUUGUGUCCAGAGAGCACAAUGAAACAUAUCCUUCUGAGAACACUGAUAGCAGGCACUAUCUGGAAUAUCAAGGAUACUAUUCCACCAGGCAGCCUGGGAAGCAUGGUUAAUGCAAUCCUGAAGAUUUUUUCAGAAUCAUUAGCAAUAGAUGCUGGCGAAACAAUUAUUCGUAUGAAUGAAGCUGAAAAAAACAGGUUAAAACUUGCUGUGGAGGCAGAAACUGAGGAAAACGUGAGUGAUGUUAUAGACAACUGUGUUUUGAGUGAAGAUGAUGACAUGGAAGAAAUACCAAAAGGCAAACUCAGAAGAGAAAAUGACAUUUCGGACCUACUUCCAUCAGAUAAGUGGGAACUGAAAGAAGUGACGGCUUUACUGAUGGCUCAGCAGACUGCUCUGGAAAUCAUUGUUAAUAUGUGCUGCAGUGAAGAUCCCUCUGAUGACGAAUGGGAAGAACUCUCCAGCAGUGAUGAAAGUGACUUGUUUAUGGAAAACUCAUACAAUGAGGGGGGCGGGCUGCUAAUGUCACCCCUGUGCCUCUCUGAUGAGGUUAACUCAGCAUUUCUGAACAACCUCAUUCCAAAGAAGAUUCUUGAAAAAACUGCUUUUCCGAAGAGUGAUGCUCUAGACAUCUGUAUGCACAAUCCGUCUUGGAAACCAUUGAUUAAAAAACUGAAUGCAGUGCAGUGUAGAGCUUUAACAUGUCUUCAUAGCAUUUUGUUAGUGUCAGAUGUGGAUUGUCUCGGAGGAGCUUCGGCACUUCAGUCCCUUGCACAGCAUCUCUCGCAGCUAGUCUUUUCUAAAACGGAACUCCCUACAGACAUAGAAUUCCUGGAAGCCAUAACCAGUGCUUUGAGGGCUCUCCUACAAACAAUGGCAUCAAAGAACAUCUCUCAGUGUAUGACUCCUGAGCAGCUAUUGGCUUUAUGUGAAGCUGGUAUUCACAGCAGCAAUGCCAGUGUUCGAGUGAAUGUAGUGAGCAUCCUUGGAAUUUCUGGCAGCGUCCUGGCAAAAGGACAAGAUACAGCUGAAACACUAAAGAUGAUUGGAAAAUUUCUUCUUGAGGUUGCUAUGAAGGAAUCUUCUCUCGUGGUAGCAGGGGAAGCCUUGGAUGCACUUUUUGAUGUAUUUGCAGAUGGUAAAGAAGCAGAAAAGGCGGCGGUACAGAUCAAGCUGCUUCCAGCACUGAAAGAAUUUCAGCCAGUGUUCAAAAUGAGGAUGCGAAAAGAAGGCAAAGGAAACUAUAGCACGGAUCAACUGUGUGUUCUUGACAAUGUGAAGAUGAAUUUGAGAAGAUUCAUUGCAUAUCAGGAGACACUAGGGAAAACCCCAACUUGAAACAUCGAGGAACUUUAAACUAAGGUUUCCCUUACUGAAUAACAUUUUCCAAAAAUAUAACUGUUUUGAACUUCUAAAAUUUACUGAGCAGAGCUGUUUUGCUUUCAUGUUAAUACUGCAUUUUUUUACAUUCAGUAUUUUUACACUUCUGGGUUGAUGCAAUAUGAAAGUCACAUCAGUGUCAAAAAACAUAGCAUACUUUGAGAUUGUUAGCAGUGAUAAGAAUGUGCUGUUGCAGUCGUGAGGUCUGUACGUAGCACCACUGUCAUUGCCUAGAAAUCCUCACGUAUCCUGGCAGAAAACUAUAAUUGCAUGAAAAAGUAAUUUAGAGAAUAUUCUUGGUUAUGUGCCAGAUAAAAAAAAAAUAAAAAUUAAAAGCUCAAGAUAUUUUUCAGGGAGUUGAGCAGUAGCAGAAUGUUCAUAUUUGCUAUUUGCUCUUACCUGUUUCUAGAAUUGCACAGGCACUUACGGCAAGCUUCCCAAGAGAAGUGUGUGACGAGUGUGUAGAUUACUGUCAGCACUUGGAUCUGUUACUUCAUGAGGCUCAUCGAAGAGAAAACUGUUUAAUUUAUGAUAAAUUCAGUAUGAUAUCUUUUUGCUGUGGAAAUCGGUGUAAGAGGAUCCUAUGCUUAUACACAGCUCCCUGUUUUUACUUCGUUUUGAUGGGUAUUUCUGAAAAUCAAGUCUCCUGAUUUACUUUCUUCCUUGUAAUUCUACAUCAGGAUGAAUUUGAAUUCAGGGAAGUAGUAAACCUAAUAAAAAGUAUUUUUUUA